Messenger RNA from Talaromyces marneffei, 2079 nucleotides. RefSeq lists its product as uncharacterized. The transcript has 6 exons. The coding region runs from base 1 to 2079 and encodes 692 amino acids. Gene Ontology annotation, cellular component: plasma membrane. NCBI's taxonomy places the organism in Eukaryota, Fungi, Ascomycota, Eurotiomycetes, Eurotiales, Trichocomaceae. The record is from RefSeq and is a predicted model, not a curated record. Gene Ontology annotation, molecular function: high-affinity potassium ion transmembrane transporter activity. Gene Ontology annotation, biological process: potassium ion import across plasma membrane; intracellular potassium ion homeostasis.
AUGGUGCACAUAUUGGACGUGAUUCGCGCGCACCGGCCGCGACUUCGGCCACGGUUCUUGACAAUUCACUAUACAUACUUUAUUGGGAUGUGUAUGCUCACCUCCGUUAUUUUCUGGGGUGCAUCGACGCCGGCGAGAAGCGUGAGAUACAUUGAUGCUUUAUUCUUUGCCGUGAGCGCUAUGACCGAGACGGGUCUCAACACCAUCAAUCUGUCGACGCUGAACAUGUUUCAACAAGUGAUCUUAUGCUUCUUGAGUAUAGUGGGUUCUACGAUUUGGGUGUCCAUUGCGAUUGUCUUGGUGCGUCGCCGAGCCUUUGAAAAGCGCUUCAGUGAUAUCGUAGAGGAACAACGCCGUCCGAGGAACCGAAAAGAUUCAUUGAGCUCGAGGAGACCGAACUCGGCGUCUAUCUAUCGUCCUUUCGCCAGCCAUAAUCUGGGUCUGCUUCGUUUUCGAUCAUUUCGAACGGAACCGAAAGGGCAACCGAACACGAUGCAGCCGGAUCACGAUAACCGUGAUCCCGAAAGGAACCUGGCUACAUUAGCUCCUCUAGGGGCUGAGACUGUCUUAAAAAAGGAGAAUGCGUCCCACUACGGGGGUCAACCAGAGCAGGAGCAAGGGCAGCAUCAAGAUGAUACCGCGCCAAAUCACAUCACCUUUGCCGCGAAUAUGCGAGGUCAGUCACCAACCGCAUACCAACGACACCUAAAUCCGCCGUACGAAAAUGCCCUCAGCCAAGCAGAAUCCCAAGAAGAAAGUCACAAUACAGAAGCUCUCGACCCUCGUUCUCAUUUCCUUGAGAUGUUCGGUCGCAAUUCGUCUUUCCACCACCUCAGCGAAGCAGAACGGCGUCGUCUUGGAGGAGUUGAAUAUCGAGCAAUCUGUCUUUUAUCAGUAAUCGUGCCGCUUUAUCUAUUUCUCUGGCAAUUUCUAGGUGCCCUCGCUGUUGGCGCUUAUAUGGCGCGAAACCAUGGUGAUUUGUCGAGACAAAAUAGACUUAAUCCCUGGUGGAUCGGCAUUUUCUUUGCGAUUUCGGCUUUUAACAACUCCGGCAUGAGUCUGAUUGAUGCCAACGUGGUACCAUUUCAAAACUCGCGGUUUUUCCUAAUUACCGUGGGCCUGCUCAUUUUGGCGGGAAAUACCUGUUAUCCCAUUUUUCUUCGCUGGUGUCUUGUCGUUAUUAAAAAGUUUACGCCGAACACCGACUAUUUCACACAGUAUCACGAAACGGUGACAUUCUUGUUGCAACAUCCUCGCCGCUGUUAUACCACGCUCUUUCCUUCGACUUAUACCUGGUGGCUUUUAUGUUUGGUCAUUGUUCUCAACUGUACUGACUGGGUUGCGUUUGAGGUUUUGAAUUACGAUAACCCCGCAAUUGACUCCAUACCACUUGGUUCGCGGAUUCUAGACGGUCUAUUCCAAGCAAUAUGUGUUCGAAGCGGUGGUUUCUAUGUUGUGUCCAUCGCUUCCUUGCAGAUCAGCCUUCAAGUCUUGUACGUUGUUAUGAUGUAUAUCGCUGUCUACCCGGUCGUCAUCACGAUGCGCAACUCGAACGUUUACGAAGAGCGCAGUCUGGGCAUCUAUGCAGAUGACCCGUCGGCAAAUGAAGGAGACCAUUCGCAGUCAUCUUCGUCCGCAGAUUCGCAGAAUCCGCUUUUGAGAUGGGUCCCGCGCGGCCGAGCCUAUUUCGUUGAGCACCAAUUGCGCCUCCAACUGGCACACGAUUUGUGGUGGCUCGGGCUCGCUGUGAUAAUAAUCAGCAUCAUUGAAGCAGGCAACUUCACGCGCGAUCCGCUGACGUACUCGGUGUUCAACAUUAUAUUCGAGACGGUAAGUGCUUACGGUUGUGUCGGGCUUAGUACCGGCUUGCCCAACGAGGCAUACAGCUUUUCUGGCGGCUGGCGCACGCUCAGCAAGCUUGUACUAUGUGCGGUGAUGAUCCGAGGCCGUCACCGCGGCCUUCCUGUCGCAAUUGAUAAGGCCAUUCUUCUGCCAAGUGAGCAUAUGGGUAAGGCCGAAGACGAGGAUGCAAAUAUACGUUCCGAAAGAAGUCUCAGCCGAGCACGGAGAUACAUGUAA